UCGCCUCUGAUUUCCCGCUUACCAGGUCCUCCUCGUCCUCUGAAUCAGUACUCAGUUAGGGUUAGGGUUUCGUUUUCUUGAUUGAGGUGCGAUCAAUUCAUGCAUUAUGGAAACUGAAGAUUCUAAUCCUGAAACUCGAGCAAGUCAUUCAAGUCCAGCUGAAAAACAACCAGAUCAGAUAACUGAUCCUAAAGCUAGCAACAGUGAGGAAAUAAUCCAAGACUUCAACUCUCUGAAUGUCACCAAAGAGAACUCAGCUUCACAUGGUGAUAAAGGGGAGUCUUUGGGUCGCCAAACCCAUGAAGCAAAGGCGUUAGAAUCCGAAUCCCCUGAAGAAUCAAAACCAAAUUCAGAGGAAGGUUUCCCUGAGGAGAAGGUAGCUGAACCUGUUUUCGAUGGAACUGAGAAUCCAGAAUUGGAAGCGACUAAAGGUUUAUCAAGCCAAGCCUUAGAUUCUGAUUCAGAAGUGCAAAGCUAUGUUUGGCCUGAAAAGGCAACAGCCCUAAAAAACUAUGUCAAAGAGAAGGGUGCUGUUGCUGUUUCUACAGUCCUUCGCCGUCUUUCUGGCAAAAGAGAUGACAAUGAGCAAAGUCUUGCUGAAAGUGAAGAGAGGAGUGACUACAAAAAUGCGGAGGAUGGUAGCCCUGGAACUAAACCAAAAGAGUUGUAUCAGAAAGCUGGUUGGAACCCAUUAAGCCUAAUUAGAGGUUCAAGAGAUUCAAAUACCCAAGUGCACACUGAGCAAGGGGAGGAUGGGUACCAAGACGGUGAAAUGCAAGAGUCAGCAAUGAAAGGCAGAGUAAUAUUGUAUACAAGGCUUCGAUGCCCUGAUUGUCGGGAGAUGAGGUCUUUCCUGCGCCAGAAGGGCCUCAGGUCUGUAGAGAUCAACAUCGAUAUCUUCCCAAGUAGGAAAUUGGAGUUGGAGAAGAACACCGGUUCUUCUUCUGUACCUAAGAUUUUCUUUAAUGAUCUGCUAAUUGGGAGUUUAAAGGAACUAACGGGUAUGGAUGAGAGUGGAAAGCUUGAUGAGACGAUUAACAAUGUGCUUAACAUGGAGCCAUCUCUAGCUGCUGCUAUGCCUCCAUUUCCUGGCGAGGAUGAUGUCUCGAGCAGUGGUAUGGUUGAUGAGUUUGCCAUUAUUGUGAGAAAAAUGAAAGAGAUUAUUGUUGUGAAGGACCGGUUCUACAAGAUGCGCAGGUUUAGCAACUGUUUUUUGGGGUCAGAGGCUGUUGAUUUCCUGUCUGAGGAUCAGUACUUGGAACGAGAAGAUGCAGUGGAAUUUGGAAGGAAGCUUGUGAGCAAACACUUCUUCCGCCAUAUUUUAGAUGAGAACAUCUUCGAAGAUGGUAACCACUUCUACCGUUUCUUGGAGCAUGAUCCGAUUGUCAUGGCACAAUGCUACAACCUCCCAAAAGCAGGUCACGGAAAUGAUGUGAAGCCUAAGCCUCUAAAUGAAAUUGCAUCAAGGUUGAGGUUCCUAUCUUUUGGAAUCUUUGAGGCCUAUGUUUCUGAGGAUGGAAGGCAUGUUGACUACAGAGCAAUACGAUGCUCUGAGGAAUUUGCCAGGUACUUGAGAAUAACUGAGGAGCUUCCAAGGGUGGAACUUUUAGAUAUAUCUAGGGAAGAAAAGCUUGCGUUCUUCAUCAACUUGUACAAUAUGAUGGCCAUCCAUGCUAUCCUAUGGUGGGGUUACCCAGCUGGAGCUCUAGAAAGGCGUAAGCUCCUUGGAGACUUCAAGUAUGUCGUUGGAGGCAGUGCCUACUCUCUGUCUGCCAUACAAAAUGGCAUAUUGCGUGGGAACCAGCGCCCCCCUUAUAAUCUCAUGAAACCAUUUGGCCUGAAGGACCCAAGAUCCCAGGUGGCUUUGCCAUACCCAGAACCCCUGGUUCAUUUUGCACUGGUUUGUGGAACCCGGUCUGGCCCUGCUUUACAGUGCUACUCACCUGGUGACAUUGAUCAGGAGCUCAUGGAGGCUGCCCGCAACUUUAUCCGGAAUGGCGGUCUUGUCCUCAAUGCCGAAGCCAAAACAGUGUUCGUUUCAAAAAUUCUCAGUUGGUAUAGUGUAGACUUUGGCAAGAUUGAGACAGAGGUGAUCAAGCACGCUGCAAAUUACUUAGAAACAUCGAAGUCGGAGGAGCUGCUGGAGUUGCUUGCUGGCGGCCAGUUGAAGGUCGUGUAUCAGCCUUAUGACUGGGGUUUGAACUGCUAAUCUCUCUCUCUCUUCUCUCUCUCUCUCUCUGAGAUGCCCAUCUAUCACACUGACCAGUGGGUGCUUUGAGGAAAAGAUAGGCUUCUUAGCAUGUCGAAGAUGGCCGCACAACUGAAUAUAGAGUUGCAAGACCCUUUUCUUUUUUUGGGUGACAAUUUAAUAGAGAAAUGAUAAUAUUGGUAAGAUGCCAUACUACCAUGAAUACACUUUGUGACAUUUUUUUUUUUUCUAUGUAAUUUUACAUUUUUUUUCCCCAUGAUUCUACAUAUGUUUUUGAAA
Amborella trichopoda is the source of this 2488-nucleotide messenger RNA. Its product is annotated as electron carrier/ protein disulfide oxidoreductase. NCBI's taxonomy places the organism in Eukaryota, Viridiplantae, Streptophyta, Magnoliopsida, Amborellales, Amborellaceae. Gene Ontology annotation, biological process: intracellular signal transduction. The record is from RefSeq and is a predicted model, not a curated record.